AUGCUGUGCCCCGCGCGUUGCUCGUGCUUCCUCUGCCGCGAGCUGCAGUCCUGCCGCGCCGCUGACGCCAGGAAACCAAACAAAAACAUGUGCGACAACUUCAUUCUCAAGAAGGCGGAGGCGUGGGAGCCCAUGAAGUUUAUCCGCGGAGCCGCCCGCCUCUCCGUCAGACACUGGCAGAGCAGGGACCCCAUCACGUCCAAUAAGACGAGGGUCGCCACGCAUAAGUCUACCAGCUGCGAACAGCUGUACCCGCAUCCCUCGGAAGACGAAUCGGGACCGUUCGGUAUGCGGCGCGCUCCGAGCACAGACCGAGUGAAACCACAGUCGGAACACAAGGCGCUUUUUAAACUCCUUGGGAAUUCCCGAAACAAGAAAAUAAGUAACAGUGAUGCUUCUGAAUCAAAAGUACGUCGUAGUGUCCUGAACUUCAGGAAGACUGAAGCCCCAAAUUCCAAAAAUGUUCAUGAAAAAUAUAUUCCUUUGCCGCAGGUGUCGGUGCCCACGGAACAUAUUUAUAGUGAACCUCGGCCAACCAUCAGGAGUCCACAGUCCCAGUUUGACGAGUGUUGUCGACCCCCGGUAUACCAGAGCGUGGAAAAGAGGAAAGAGGAGCUCAGUAAAUGCUCGGCAGACAAAAAGAUAUACAGUAACCGGCUUCCGUGUUACGAGGAACUGGCGCAGAGACUUUCCCAAGAUAAGAGCAAAAAGUCUAUCUUACCACCACCGGAAGGUGGGUUAGCUAACAAGAUCACUCAAAACAACAAUAAAGUGGUCAUUUACUUCGGAGAUUCUAUAAUUCGUAAACACAAUGAACAGAAAAAAGAGGAGUAUAGACUUAAAGAGGAUCCUGCUAAAGAAGAAGUUAUUUAUGCUAAUCGGUUGUUAGAAGAAACAGGAAACUUGGGACUAAGUAAAGAUGUGGACAAGGGUGGAGGUGACACUAGGAUGGUGUCAGAGGUCCAGGUUCCAGAAGCUAUAUACUCUGAGAUCAAGGCUGAAAACUGUGGAGAUAUACAAGACGUAGUAACGAUUAAUGAUGCAACUUAUAAGAAGGACGUUUUCGGGACGAUGAGUUCUGACGGAUUUCUAGUGGUAGAGUUUGAAGGUAAUUUUGAAAGAGCUCGACAGUUGGUUGAGUUGGUGCACGGAGGGGGAGUGGAUCACCACGAGGCGACGGUGCUGGAUGAAGAUGAGCACUGUGACUGGAGUUUCAUCCAGGAUUGGAGGAAGCGGCCAUCAAGCGGGUGUCGUCCAUCGGAGGAGGGGGCGUGGUGCGGCGGCGUGUCGGGAGCGCGAGCCCUGCGCGUGCGCGUGAGCGGGGCGACGGCCGCGCCAGCGCCCGCGCACGCCCGCCGUCUCUCGCCGCCGCCGCACGCGCACCGCGCCACUACGCCACCCAGACCCACCUCACCCACCAAUAAACCGAUCCAGGAGGAAGCCCCACCGCCGUCAACAGAAGGUCCCAGCUCGGCCCAGCUGAAGGCAGUGGGUGCAGUGUCCCAGCUGACCGUAGCUAGUGCACCCGUCCGCAGUGCCCCUGCCCAGAACAGCUACGCACUAGAGCGAAGACCACCGAAACACGACCAUCACCACCGACCUGUGGAAACCGCACCACCUGUGCAGAAUGGCGUCCGCGACUGCAACAGCAGUUCAGACGAGAACAGGUCAUCCGGACAUGCAUCCAUGUCGGAUAGUGGAGGUGGCGGAGAGGCAGGCCGAGAGGAGCCUCGCAGGACACGACAGCCACCACAUGCACGGACUAAACAUAGACCACACAAUAAGUUGCAGUCCCCAUGGCCCGGGGGUGGAGGGUUGGAGGACAUCAGAUCAGCCAUCAAGCAGCUGACACUUCGCUCGAGGGACAGCAGCAGUACUGCCACGAGUGCUUCCAGCGCUGGCGGUGGAAGCAAUAAUGGAGCUCCAGAGAGUGGAAGCGCUGCAGAAGCUCGCAGAAGACGAGCUCCUUUGGUGCGACAACCCUCACUUGACACAGUCUGCACAAACGUUACCAGCGCCGAUGAAUUUGUGUGGGUUGAUUCACAUAAUAGGCUGGUAGAAUUACGCUGCGUGCCCUGGACAGCAAGCGAAGUCAGCCGGGCGCUACAAGCAGGGAGAUGCAGAGACAUUGCGCCGAGAAUGGCACCAGACACACCUUCAAGACUCGCCUACUUACUACAAAGGGCACUAGUAAGGAUAUCUCGUGAAGCUCAGCGUCUCUCGCAGAACUUUGGAUUCUGCUCAAAGCACGAAGUAGCUGGUGCCUUCAGAAUAGUACUUAGUACACCGCUUGCUGAUGCUUGCAUUAAGGGUUGUCAACGAGCAGCAACAAUGUAUGCCACAUCGGGAAGCGCAGCGAGACGCCUGGGCUCAGCAGCCCGAGCGAGAACUAGUCUCGCACCAGGUCGGUUUCAACGGUGGAUGCUGGAUGUCCGUGUCGCGUCGUUUGUGCACGAAUACGCAGCAAUCUACCUGUGCGCUGGUAUGGAAACACUCCUAGAAGAAAUCGCACUAAUAGCUGGUAGCAGUGCAGCUAGUACGCCCAUCACACCAGCUGUCGUAGACCAUGCUGUAGCUAACUGUGCUGAUCUCUGGGGACUACUGCAGCCAUAUAGCCAUCUGAAUGCUGGCAGGGUUGCUUCAGGAGCAUUAUCCCUGUCUCGUUGGGAAUCCAUGAGCUCUCUUGGUUCUGGAUCAUCGUCAGGAGUGUCCCGUCCCGAACACAGACAACUAGGACUUAGUCACGACUCUGGUAUUACUACUAACGGUUCUGGUGGUUCUGGUACCUCAGCUGGUUCCAACAACAGUUCUGGUGGUUCUACUGCGUCUGUUCUCUUGACAACUUGCGCCGGCUCUGCGUCAGAGUUACGAGCUGUGCUGCGGAGGGUACACCCUCGAUUACCGCCCUUAUCUCCCGCUGCCGAACGAGCUUUGUACUACUUUAUGAGGUGUUCACAGUUGGAGCACUCUAGUGCGAGUGGUGGCAGUUGUGGCGGUGCAGGACUAUGGGGUGAGCGAGGUGCUGGUGCCCUGCCACCUCUAGGCGAGUGGGUGCGAGUCAUUCGAGCUCAUGCCACUCUUCGUCCACCGCCCGCUGUACCUGAUGCUGAUGACGUGAUGCAGGCUGCGCGGUUAUUGCUACCACAUGCGGACUGCCCACCUAGACCUAUUACACUAGAAGAAGCCAUAGAACCAGUCUGGUCGCGCUGCGCUCGCACACCUGACGAGCUGAACAGAGCUGCCGUUGGAGUGGCGCAGCGAGCCUUACUGAGUGGAAGACCAGAGCUUGUGGGUGGAGUACGAUCAUUACUACCAUCAGCCGGAAUAGACGCGCCAGAUGCUUCUGGGCUUACGGCGCUUAUGAAGGCUGCAUUUGCUGGCGAUGAACAGAUUGUUGCUAUGCUUCUCGAAGCGGGUGCAGAUCCUAACAUCGAAACAGGUGGUGCGUGUGCUGCCCACUGCGCACUGCCACUAUCACCACGCUCGCCAUCCACGCAACAAACUGCCCCCACAUACACCCCGCCGACUGCAGGUUGGACCGCGCUGGUGUACGCAUGCAGUGGUGGCGGCGGUGGCGCUGUGGAGUGUGUUCGCCGCCUGCUGGCCGCUGGUGCCCGAGUGGACGGUGCUCCUGCUAGAGGAGACGAUGUUUGCACUCUUACACCGUUGCAGGUUGCGUGUGGUGUCGGUAACUUGGAGUUGGUACAACUGUUGCUAUCGCAUGGCGCAGAUCCGUUCCUCUCCACACAACUGAACGAUGCUCUGUGCUACUCUCCAGCUGCACAGUACGGUUGUUAUAGUGCGGUAGCAGUAUGUUGUGCGCAUGGACGUCGUGCUUGCUUACGCGCAGCAGUGCGUGGUGGAGCUCGUGCAGCGCAGGCUGUGCUGUCUCUGGAGGAGGUGCUGGCUGAGGGUUCUGCUGCUCCACCACCACGACAACCCACCUUCACCAAGCAACAACAACGCGCGUUACAUGACGCCAUGUACUGUGCCGCCGAGACUGACCACUUAGAUAUCACACUGGAGCUACAUGCGCUAGGCGUGCCAUGGUCUCUUCAUGCGUGGACAUUAUCCCUGGCUGCUGCUGCUGAUGCAGCGCUAGAUAGUGUCAUAGAUCAACUUUUACAAGACUUUCUUCAGGUGUGUCCGUCAGAUGAUAGUCACUACAGUAAACAAUUUAUUUACGAGUGUCUCCCCCUGCUGUUCAAUAUUCUACGGUACAGCAAGAAGGAAGGCACAGUCUUACUGCUGGCUGACAUCCUGUGUGCGUGUUAUGGACGCGAGCCUGUGCCAGGCGUAGCACAGCCGCCGCCUCCAGUAGCGCCUACUCCAGCUAGAGUUGACCCUUCUUACGUCAACAACCCAUCAUUGGCUGACGUUACCUUUAGGGUUGAAGGGCGAUUAUUUUACGGUCACAAAAUAGUCCUCGUCUCUGAGUCACCGCGCUUGCGAGCGAUGCUAGCUCCAGCAAGAACAUCAAAUGAAGCCUUACCAGUCGCUAACACUGCGCCACCUCUCGUGCAGAUCAAUGACAUCCGAUAUCAUAUAUUUGAGCAAGUAAUGAAGUACCUGUACUCGGGUGGAUGCUCAGGGCUGGAUAUUCCUGAGACCGACGUGCUUGAGGUGCUGGCUGCCGCCUCGUUUUUCCAACUCCUGCCACUACAGAGGCACUGUGAGGCAAGGGCAGCCAAAUCUGUGGAUCUGCACAAUCUUGUCUCGGUUUAUAUUCAUGCUAAGGUCUACGGUGCUACUCAACUACUAGAAUACUGCCAAGGAUUCCUACUUCAAAAUAUGGUAGCACUUCUUACAUACGAUGACUCAGUUAAACGGCUGCUCUUUGGGAAACGGCUACCCGGACAUAAUGUUCUUGGUGCUUUACUUGUAACAUUACAAAAAAGAAUAGAAGCCAGGAAAAAUCAGGCAAAAAAUAGAUAA
Molecule: messenger RNA, 4935 nt
Organism: Spodoptera littoralis (African cotton leafworm)
Lineage: Eukaryota; Metazoa; Arthropoda; Insecta; Lepidoptera; Noctuidae
Source: the annotation of a GenBank genome assembly